CAACUUUGAACCAGUUAUGCUACGAUGAGGAUGAGGAACCAUAUAGUAUUAUUAUCAAGAAAUGAAUCGCUGAAAGAAUUCUUAGCAUCAUGCAAAAGCGUGCAACAAACCCUCCAAAUCCAUGCUCAAAUGGUGGUGACUGGACUCAUGUCCUUUUUGGCUAUGGCUUCUUCAAAGGGCUUGUUCAAUGCCAUGAUCAGGGCCUACUCUCUCAGCCACGCGCCCCAACAUGCCAUUUCUAUCUACAAGUCAAUGCUCUCUUCCUCUGCAUCCCCUGAUACCUUAACCUUCCCCUUACUCCUCAAGUCGUGUGCCAAAUUAUCGCGUCUUAAACUCGGUCUUCAGGUUCAUUGCCACGUUACGAAAAGUGGGUUUGAGUCGGAUAUCUAUGUUGUGAAUGCUCUCUUGCAUUUUUAUUGGGUUUUCAGGGAUGCCCACAAUGCGUGCAAGGUGUUUGAACAAACUCCUGUUAGAGAUUGCGUUUCCUUUAACACGAUGAUUAAUGGGUUUGUGCAUGCUGGUCGUGCUCGUUGUUCUCUGCGGGUUUUUAGGGAGAUGAGGGGGUUUUGCAUUCAGCCUGAUGAGUAUACGCUAGUUGCUUUGUUGUCUGCUUGUUCAUCUUUGGAGGAUCGUAGCAUUGGGAAGCAGGUGCAUAGCUUGGUGUACAGGAAAUUGGGUUGUUUAGGUUCCAAUGUUUUGUUGAUGAACGCGCUUGUUGAUAUGUAUGCAAAAUGUGGGUGCUUGGAGACGGCAGAGAGAGUUGUGAGUCGGUUGAGAACUGACAAGAGUGCUGUUGCUGCUUGGACUUCUGUAUUGAGUGCAUAUGCUUCGCGCGGAGAAGUUGAGGUUGCUAGAAGAUUGUUUGACCAAAUCGAUGAAAAGGAUGUAGUUUUGUGGACAGCCAUGAUUAAUGGUUACUCUCAUGCUGGAUAUUUUCAGGAAGCAUUGGAUCUGUUUGUACAGUUGGAGGGUUUGGGUAUAAAACCAGACGAGUAUGCUGUAGUUGCUGCUCUUUCUGCGUGUGCGCGACUAGGUGCCCUUGAGUUAGGAAGAAGGAUUCACCACAAGUAUGCUGCUGAGAAUUGGCCUUGUGGUAAAAACGGGGGAUUCACUUGUGCUGUUGUUGAUAUGUAUGCUAAGUGUGGAAGCAUAGAUACUGCUUUGGAUAUAUUCAGUAAAACAAGUAAUGAUCUAAAAUCUACUUUUCUCUAUAAUUCCCUUAUCUCUGGUCUUGCUCAUCAUGGCCUUGGUGAAUACGCUAUAGCUUUAUUUGAAGAAAUGGGGUUAGUAGGAUUAGGACCGGAUGAGGUCACAUUUGUAGCACUUUUAUGUGCUUGUGGUCAUAGUGGUUUAGUUGAUGAUGGCAAGAAGCUGUUUGAAUCCAUGUUGACUGUUUAUGGUAUCGAUCCUCAAAUGGAGCAUUAUGGCUGCAUGGUUGACCUUCUCGGAAGGGCUGGCCAUCUGAAUGAAGCAUAUCAUUUAAUUCUGAACAUGCCAUUUAAGGCCAAUGCUGUGAUAUGGAGAGCAUUGUUAAGUUCUUGCAAGGUAUAUGGAGAUAUAGCAUUGGCUAAACUUGCUAGCCUAGAGCUUCUUGCGAUGGAGAAUGAUCAUGGAGCCCAUUAUGUGAUGCUAUCUAAUAUGCUAAGUGACAUAAAUCAGCGUGACGAAGCUGCAAGUGUGAGAAAAGCAAUAAAUAAUGUUGGCAUUCAGAAGCCACCUGGUUGGAGCUAUGUGGAAAUGAAUGGAGCUCUUCACAAGUUUCUGGCAGGCGACAAGUCUCACCCAGCAGCCAAAGCCACUGAGAUGAUGCUCAGAGACAUUAAUAUGGGACUGAAAUCUUUUGACCAUGUUAUCAGUGCAUCAAAAAUGGUGUUUGAUAUAGAUUAAUUCGAGAAAGUUUUGGGUUGGAAUAUGACUUUGGGUUGUUCUGAGAAACAGAUUACAAGGUUCAGGAGUCUAUCCUCAGGCAAUAUUGAGUGGAACCCAACAUCUGAAUAUGACCAAACGGUUUCUCAAGAUCAUGUGAAGUAUGAUUGCAAAGAGAAUGAAAGCUUAUUUGCUGAUGGGGAGUUCCAAGGCUGCUCAGAGUUAGUAUCAUCAACAGAUGACUUUUCUUGAGAUGCUGAU
Molecule: messenger RNA, 2127 nt
Organism: Gastrolobium bilobum
Lineage: Eukaryota; Viridiplantae; Streptophyta; Magnoliopsida; Fabales; Fabaceae
Product: pentatricopeptide repeat-containing protein At2g22410, mitochondrial-like
Exons: 1
Coding region: 25-1887 (620 amino acids)
Biological process (GO): RNA modification
Molecular function (GO): RNA binding; protein binding
Source: RefSeq, a predicted model, not a curated record